Messenger RNA from Melampsora larici-populina 98AG31, 219 nucleotides. RefSeq lists its product as uncharacterized. The transcript has a single exon. The coding region runs from base 1 to 219 and encodes 72 amino acids. NCBI's taxonomy places the organism in Eukaryota, Fungi, Basidiomycota, Pucciniomycetes, Pucciniales, Melampsoraceae. The record is from RefSeq and is a predicted model, not a curated record. Gene Ontology annotation, molecular function: protein binding.
AUGGUAUGGUCAAUACCUACACCAGAACAUAAAACUUAUGCACCAUUUGAUUCAAGAUCAUGGCUUUAUACAUUUGUUGGACAUACAGAUGAGAUUUGGGAUAUGAUACUCCUACCCUUAAAAUUAAGAGAUGAGGCUUUAUUAGCUACUAUCAGUGAAGAUGGAACAAUCAAGGUUUGGAGUGCUGAUGAAUUAAAUUCACCAUUGAAAUUAAUUUGA